UCUAGACAGACCCUAUUCCCAUCAUCUUCUUUCACGUUGAGAUCAUUUAAGACUGAUACUUUUACCACUUUCAAAAAAUUACUUUCUAAUUUCUUCCUCUAUCGCGGCAAAUUUUGUUACUUUUCUUCAUAUUACCUUUGACUCAUUAUCGUGCUCAAUUAGACCAUGGCGCCAAAAUCCGACCAAGAACCGCUGAUCAACAACAACCCCCAGCUUCAGACUUACUAUCACUCCCUUGAGUCCAGAAUUGGAUACCGCUUCCUUCUAGGUGGCACUCGUCACUUUGGUUUCUACGAGAAUGACACCUGGUGGCCAUUUCCUCUCAGCAAGGCUCUCAGGGCAAUGGAAGACAAGCUAGCAACAUGCUUAGACCUUUCGCCUGGUUCCUAUGUCCUUGAUGCCGGGUGUGGAGUUGGAAACGUCGCUUAUCACUUGGCGACCAAGCGUGGUUUCAAAAUCCAGGGCAUCGAUAUUGUCGAUCACCACCUAUCUAAAGCGAAACGAAAUAUUGCUCGCAGGGGUCUUACCGAUGACCAGAUUGCGGUUCGAAAAAUGGACUACCACCAUAUCGAAAGCCUUGGAUCUCAGACAUUCGAUGGCAUCUAUACAAUGGAAACCUUUGUGCACGCCACUGAUCCCAAGGCAGUCCUAGCAGGGUUCUUUCGCGCCCUACGUCCCGGAGGCCGGAUCGCUUUGUUCGAGUAUGACCACGAGCUCGUCGACGGGUCUCCAGAAAAGAUGGUGCAUUCCCUGGACAAAAUCAACGAAUUUGCUGCAAUGCCGACGAACAGCGUGUCAAACCCGGGGGUAUUCAAGCAGAUGCUUGAAGAUGCUGGGUUCACAGAUGUGGUCGUGCGGGACUUUUCGGACAACAUAAUACCGAUGACACGACUGUUUUGCAUGCUUGCCUACAUCCCAUAUCUCAUGGUAUCGCUAUUUGGCAUGGAGAGGCAUUUUAUCAAUACUGUCGCGGGGGUUCAAUCCUAUCGCGGCCGCAAGCAUUGGCGAUUUUUGGCCAUCUCGGCGACGAAACCUGUUGAGAUAGAAAAGGCCGAGGGAUUUCAGUCCGUAUCCCCGGUGUCAGAUGAAUCAGUCUAAUAGACGCACCAAGGAUGUGCCACCGUAAAUUACCAGUUUGUGGCUCUUAGCAUAUAAUUGAAGACCG
Molecule: messenger RNA, 1165 nt
Organism: Aspergillus steynii IBT 23096
Lineage: Eukaryota; Fungi; Ascomycota; Eurotiomycetes; Eurotiales; Aspergillaceae
Product: SAM-dependent methyltransferase
Exons: 1
Coding region: 166-1098 (310 amino acids)
Biological process (GO): ergosterol biosynthetic process
Cellular component (GO): endoplasmic reticulum
Molecular function (GO): sterol 24-C-methyltransferase activity
Source: RefSeq, a predicted model, not a curated record